AUGCUUCGCCGUUUUCUCUGCGCGAACGGUGUGCUCACGCCGGUGGUCAUGACACGCUGCACGUCUACGGAUGCGUACUUGAAUCGUCACAUCGGCCCCACACGUAAGGAGGCGGCCGCAAUGCUGAGGAUUAUAGCCAAGGAAAGUCUCACGGAGCUAAUGACCACAAUACUGCCGAGCGAUAUUCUUCGCCCGCCGCUGAUGGAAUUCAAGUCUUUGAGCGAGACGGAGAUGCUGUCCUACCUGAAGAGUCUAGGUGCACAGAACAAAGUGCUGAAGAGCAUGAUUGGACAGGGGUACUAUGAGUGCAUCGUCCCAGCUGUGAUUGUGCGCAACGUGCUGGAGAACCCCAUGUGGUACACCCCGUAUACCCCGUACCAGUCCGAAAUCUCUCAGGGCCGUCUCGAGGCACUCCUCAACUUCCAGACAAUGGUGACAGACCUGACAAAGAUGGCCAUCUCCAACGCGUCUCUGCUCGACCAGGCCACGGCUGCGGGGGAGUGCAUGUACCUGGCUCUGAAUUAUCAUCGCCAGAAGCGAAGGAAGUUUUUCGUGUCGCAAGACGUAUUCUUAUCAUCGCUUGAGAUGAUCCGCACUCGCGCUCACCCCCUGGGCGUAGAGGUAGUCGUCGGCGAUGUGCAGGCACUCAACCUGGCGGAUGCCGAGCUGAGUGGUAUUUUUGUUCAAUCCCCGGACGCAAGGGGCGCGCUGCACGAUUUUACCGCCGUCUUUGCGAGAGCCAAGGAGAACAAUGUUCUCUGCUGCGCCAGCGUGGACGUAAUGGCGAGCUGCCUGAUCAUGCCGGCCGGCGAGAUGGGGGCGGACGUUGUUGUCGGCAGUGCACAGCGCUUUGGAACUCCGCUGGGCUACGGCGGCCCACACGCCGCUUUUAUGGCCAUUCGAGAUGACCUCAAGCGUUUCUGCCCGGGUCACAUAAUGGGCAUCAGCAAAGACAAUGCUGGUGACCCGGCAAUCCGCAUGGCAUUGCAGACGCGCGAGCAGCACAUCAAGCGCGAGCGUGCUACCUCGAACAUCUGUACGGCACAGGCGCUGCUCGCCAACGUGAAUGCCUUCUACGCAAUCUACCACGGCCCGGAAGGAUUGAAGCAGCUGGCAAAGGAGAUUCACCAAAAGACGAAGCUCUUUGCCGUCGGCAUGGAGUCGCUCGGCUUUGCCCCGAUGAACGACACCUACUUUGACACACUCACCUUCUCGAUGGAGGGAAGCCACAUGACGGCGGGUGACUAUGUCCAGCGGUGUGCCGAGAAGGGGAUCAACAUUUUUGUGGAGCAGUCCGAGAAGUAUGUGUCCAUCUCCUUGGACGAAGCCACCACGGAGGACCAUAUUAUUGCGCUGUUGCAGGCUGCGGGUAUGUCCGCGCCGAACAUGGAGGCGCUUCUGCGCGUUGCCGAAACGAUCUCUGUGAUCCCUGAAUCACUUCAGCGCCGAUCCAAGUUCAUGCAAGGCGCUGUCUUCAACAGCUACAAGAGCGAGACGGAGCUCAUGCGUUACAUUCAGCAUCUGCAGCGCAAAGACUACGGUCUGGCUCACGGAAUGAUCCCACUUGGGUCGUGCACCAUGAAGCUGAACUCGGCGGCUGCGAUGCAGGCGCUGAGCUGGCCAGAGUACAACGCGCUGCACCCCUACGCUCCAGAGUGCCAGGUACGCGGGUACCACGCACUGCUGAUGGACCUGAAGCAGAGGCUGUGCGACAUCACCGGCAUGGAGGCCUGCUCACUUCAACCAAACAGCGGUGCCCAGGGCGAGUACGCCGGCCUGCGUAUCAUUCGCGCCUACCACGAGUCGCGAGGUGAGGGGCACCGCGAUGUCUGUUUCAUUCCUGUUAGUGCACACGGCACCAACCCGGCCUCGGCGGUGCUGUCAGGGCUGAAAGUUGUUACAGUGAAGUGCCUGGACGACGGCCGUGUGGAUAUCGUGGACUUGGAGGCCAAGUGUAAGAAGCACGCGAAGCACCUUGCCUGUCUCAUGAUUACCUACCCCAGCACUUACGGUCUGUACGACAAGGAUAUUCGUAAGAUCACGUUUAUGGUGCACGAGCACGGUGGUCAGUGCUACAUCGACGGUGCUAACCUCAACGCGCUAGUCGGCUACUCUGGGCCCGGCUUCAUCGGCGGGGAUGUAUGCCACAUUAACAUGCACAAGACCUUCUCUAUCCCGCACGGCGGUGGUGGUCCGGGCUUAGGGCCGAUCACGGUACGGCAGCACCUCGCACCGUUCCUUCCGAAUAGCACCUAUGGUCCCUCUGUCGGCGGAUCACGGCCAUUUGGGCAGGUGUCGCAGGCUUCUUACGGGUCAGCUUCCAUUGCCACAAUCUCGUACGCUUUCAUUACGAUGUUGGGGUCUCACGGCCUCAAGACCUGCACCGAGUACGCCGUGCUUAAUGCCAACUACCUGAAGAAGCAACUGGAGAAGCACUACACCAUCUGCUUCCUUGGACCCGAGGACUUCUGCGCCCACGAGUUCAUUCUUGAUCUUCGCCCGUUUAAGAAAAGCGCCCACAUCGAAGCGGAGGAUGUGGCGAAGCGACUCAUAGACUACGGUUUCCAUGCGCCAACGCUGGCGUUCCCCAUUGCGGGAACGCUCAUGAUUGAGCCAACAGAGAGUGAGUCGAAGCAGGAGCUGGAUCGCCUCGCUGACGCUCUCAUCUCCAUCCGCCAUGAGAUCGCCGCAGUGGAGUGUGGCGAUCAGCCGAUGGACAACAACAUACUAACAAAUGCGCCGCACACGGCCAAGUGUGUGACGGCAGAUGAGUGGAACCGCCCGUAUUCGCGGCAGCUUGCUGCCUAUCCCACCCGGCACCAGCACCGCGAGAAGUUCUGGCCAAGCGUUGGUCGCAUCGACAAUGCCUACGGAGAUCUCAACCUGAUGUGCUCAUGCGUCCCGCUGGAGUUUUACAACUAG
Leishmania braziliensis MHOM/BR/75/M2904 is the source of this 2922-nucleotide messenger RNA. RefSeq names its product putative glycine dehydrogenase. The record is from RefSeq and is a predicted model, not a curated record. Gene Ontology annotation, molecular function: glycine binding; pyridoxal phosphate binding; glycine dehydrogenase (decarboxylating) activity. Gene Ontology annotation, biological process: glycine decarboxylation via glycine cleavage system. Gene Ontology annotation, cellular component: mitochondrion; glycine cleavage complex. The coding region runs from base 1 to 2922 and encodes 973 amino acids. The transcript has a single exon. Lineage: Eukaryota; Euglenozoa; Kinetoplastea; Trypanosomatida; Trypanosomatidae.